Molecule: messenger RNA, 2466 nt
Organism: Australozyma saopauloensis
Lineage: Eukaryota; Fungi; Ascomycota; Pichiomycetes; Serinales; Metschnikowiaceae
Gene: IFH1
Product: Ifh1p
Exons: 1
Coding region: 1-2466 (821 amino acids)
Biological process (GO): regulation of ribosomal protein gene transcription by RNA polymerase II
Molecular function (GO): transcription coregulator activity
Source: RefSeq, a predicted model, not a curated record
AUGGCGAAAACCCCCAGAAAGGCUCAGCCGUUUCGCCAGAAGGCAGUAGCCCUGGCCCCAACCAUGGCCUCCAAAACGGCCCGGCCCCACCAAUAUGGUGGGAAAAAUUUCCAGAAUUUGAAGAACCCAAUGUCUAAGAGCAGAAGAUUUAGUUUAGCCGAGUCCACUUCGUCAGAGUCUUCCGAUGGCCUUCCAUCGCAAAGGGCCAUCAGUCAAUUUGACAUCAAUUCUGACUCGGAAUCUUCCUUGACCGCCUUGUCGGAGCAGGAGGAGUCCCAACACAUCGGCAACUCCGGAAAGAGCGUCACAAAGUAUUCUGGCUCAAGAGUUGCUGCAAAGAGUAAGCCUCGUUCGCAAAAUGCAACUAAAAGUAGAUCUGCGAAAUCCACCAAGACUGUUCGCAAGAGAGUAUCUACAAAAACACACUAUCGUGACGCCGACAUCUCAGAUGAUUCCGCUUCUUCAGACGAUGGAGAUGAAGAUGCUAUAGACGCAGAGAAAUUCACGAUGGGUCUUUACUCAAUGAUGGGUAAGACUGAAGGCGAUUCAUCGGGGAGUGAAAGCUCAGAUGACUCGCAGGAUAAUGGAAAUGAAUCUUCUUCAUCCGAUGAUUCUGAAGUUGAUUUUGUUCGUUUGCAGGCUGAGCAGAGAUUAAACAAUCUCAAAGCCAUAAAGGGAUUACCUGGCAAACCAACUCAAAGUAAGACAAAAGCACUGAAGAGAAGGAGAAGUACUGCCAUCCGUAAAAGAUCAGAAGUAGCACUCCCAGAGGACAUCAAUUUCCAAUUUGAGUUUGAUCAAUCUAAAAACGAAAGUGUCUUCGAUGAUUCGGAUCAAGAGCUGACGACUGCAUUGAAAGAACCAAAGAUCGAAGAAGAAGAAGAGGACAUCGGUGAAGAAGUCCAGGAUCUCAACCAACGGCCUGAUUUUGAAUUUCACUUUGAUGAGCCGAUGAUUGAUGUACCGAAAAUCAAGGAUGAAGAACUCAACUCAGAUGAUGACUAUGAAUUCGAUGACAAUGAUUUGCUCGCAACUUUGCAAGCAGAGAAUGAUAUUGACGAGUUCUUGCCCUCCGAAAAUCGUGAAAAUAUCCGCACAAGACAAAGCUCGAUGAGUUCCAUGAAUGAUGAUACAGAAGAUCCAUUUCUACGAGAAGAAGAGAAGUUUCUCGUGAAUGAAUUUGAGGUAAAUGGAUUUGAUGACGAAGAACCCGGCAGGACUGGAAAUGAAACAGCUAAAGUCAUGGACUCAUUCAACAUGACAGGUACAAGAGACGAUCAAGUCAUACAAUAUGCAAGUUCAAGUGAAGAUGAAUCUGGAUCGGAAUUCGAUGACCUCAAAUUGAGUUAUGAUGAUAAUGAUAAUGAGAUCGAUGAUUACAUUGACUUUAUUGACAUUGACACUCCUGCCACCUCUAGCGAUCAUAAAAAGGAAGAAAAGAUUCUUCCUGGAAUUGGAAAGGGAACAGCAAAGAAAGAAGAGAAAUCCAAGUUUCCAAAAAAGCGGGGCUCUAGACGUGGGCCCCUCGACAGUGAAGAGGAAGAUGAUUCGUAUCUUUGGAAUUAUUUCUUCAGUUCUGAUGCUGAGAGUGACGCCGAGGCUAAAGAUCUAGAUGACUAUGAUGUAGAGGAACAGCUUUUGCUUGAAGAAGUCUUCCGGAAAGAGUUCGAAGAGAAGCAAAAGCAAUUGGGCCGUGAUGAAGUUUCAUUGGAAAACCAAGACAACAAAUUGGAUGCCGGAUAUGAUAGCGGCGAGUCGACGGAUGUCGAUUUGUCUCUCCCAUCAUCUGGGCGUGGAAGUACACUCGGUUCAAAGCUGGCCAAAGAGGUAUUAUCGUCUCGCACUGCCGACUACCGUCCUCCUGUUUUGGGAACGUGGGUAGCAAUUGAUAGUAAGCCGUUUAGCAUCAUUGAUGGGUUAUCGACUCGAACCUUGACUAAUCAGUCAAAUCAACGGAAUCCUCGCACCAAGAACUGGAAAAGUUUUAGUCUCAAAAAUGACUCGGAAGAUCUGGCUAUCGAAUUAGAAGAACUUUUGAACGUCAGUGAGCUAGACAAUGACGACGAGAACGAUGUUCGGAUAUGGAGAGACUUCAAUAACAACAAGAAGCAUGUUCCACUUGGAGCCUUCAGAAACAAGAGUAAGAUGCAUCAAGGUCACCUCCCAGAAGCCUUGUCUGGAUACAAUGUGUCAAAAAUUAACAGCGGUGUUUCUGGGCGGAGAAGUCUGCAGAUCCGUGCUAAGUUAGCAGCGCAAAGGGAACUGGAAUCUCAAGCAAAUGCAAACUUGGCUAAGGACUUGAACAUGUCUUCGAAGCUGAUAAGGCGUAGAGCGUCUAUAGCUGAUGCUGUUUCUGAAGGGUAUCGACCAACAAAAUCGGGGUUGUUCAGCGAGAACGUGUUGGCAGAUGUCGAGGAGGUCAUGGGUGAUGACAGAGAUUUUAUGGCAUUGAUCAAGGGAUUAUAA